Drosophila innubila is the source of this 718-nucleotide messenger RNA. RefSeq names its product probable ribosome biogenesis protein RLP24 (gene RpL24-like). Gene Ontology annotation, biological process: ribosomal large subunit biogenesis. The record is from RefSeq and is a predicted model, not a curated record. The coding region runs from base 80 to 655 and encodes 191 amino acids. NCBI's taxonomy places the organism in Eukaryota, Metazoa, Arthropoda, Insecta, Diptera, Drosophilidae. Gene Ontology annotation, cellular component: nucleolus. The transcript has 2 exons.
CCGAUAACUCAUCUCUUCUUCAGCAACACACGUGCUGGCUUGUUUUUGCGUUGUAUUUCACAAAUAAAAAUUUGUGAAAAUGCGCAUUGAAACAUGCUAUUUUUGCUCCAGCAAAAUCUAUCCGGGUCAUGGAGUGCAGUUUGUGCGAAAUGAUUGUAAAAUCUUCAAGUUCUGUCGUGGAAAAUGCCACAAGGCCUUUAAGCGCAAGAAGAACCCACGUAAGGUAGCAUGGACGAAGGCACAUCGCAAAGCGGCUGGCAAGGAACUGGCGAUCGAUCCCAGUUUUGAGUUUGAGAAACGCCGCAAUGUGCCCAUCAAAUACAGUCGCGAGACUUGGCAGAAGGCCAUUGAAGCGAUCAAGAAGGUCACCGAGAUCAAGGAGCGUCGCGAGAAGCACUUUGUCAUGGAACGCCUCCGCAAGGGCCGACAGGUCGAGAUCCAGAUGGACGUUAAGGAUGUGCAACGCAACAUGUCGCUUAUACGUUCCCCGGCCGCCGGCUUGAGAGAGCGUCGCGCCAAGGAGGAGGCCGAACAGAGUGCGCUUAUGGACGAAGAUCUGCCCGAAGAGGAGAUCACUUAUGUCGAUGCACGCGAAUUGGAAAAGAGACUCGAGGAGGGCCUGGGAGUGGAGGACUUGGAGAUGUUAGAAGCUUAAGAAUCAUAUACGGUUUUAGAUUUAAGUUGCUGCCUAUACAAAAUAUAGUAGACCCCUUUUAAA